This is a messenger RNA of Melozone crissalis (California towhee), 1169 nucleotides long. Its product is annotated as zinc finger protein 239-like. Gene Ontology annotation, molecular function: RNA polymerase II cis-regulatory region sequence-specific DNA binding; DNA-binding transcription factor activity, RNA polymerase II-specific. The record is from RefSeq and is a predicted model, not a curated record. NCBI's taxonomy places the organism in Eukaryota, Metazoa, Chordata, Aves, Passeriformes, Passerellidae. The transcript is spliced from 3 exons. Gene Ontology annotation, biological process: regulation of transcription by RNA polymerase II. Bases 1 to 1074 code for a protein of 357 amino acids.
AUGAAGAUCGCAAUGUUCGGAGCCACCGGUAGAACCGGGCGGGUCACGCUGGGGCGUGCGCUGGAGCAGGAGUGCCGCCUCCCAGAGCGUCCCCUCACAGUUGCGGCCCUUGGCCUGAGCCCGCCCCUUUCCCCUCACGGUUCCGCCAUUUCCCUGCCCCCUUUCCCAUCACGGUUCCAGCCGGUUUGGGGAGAGGAGCAGGGCAACCGGAGAUGGAAGAGGCGGGAUGAAGGCGGAGAGGAGCUGAGCAUGGAGAGCAGGGAGGAGAAAUGCCCGCGGCAGGAGCUGGUGGAAGAGGCCGUUUUGAGCGGCUCCACGGCGCAGGAAGGCAACGGGGAGGAAAAGGCGCGGAGAUGUCGCACGAGGAGGGGCUGCAAAGGCAGCUGGCGGGGAUGUGAGGGGGAAAGAGGCGGCGUGGGCCGGGAAGGCGGCCGGAGAUGGAGCCAGAGCUCGGAGCUGGUGCUCCGUGAGCAGCUCCGUGAUGGGGAGAAGCCCCACACGUGCGGGGAGUGUGGGAAGAGCUUCAGAUGGAACAGCGAACUGAUCAAGCACCAGAGGAUUCACACUGGGGAGAGGCCCUACGAGUGUGGGGAGUGUGGGAAGAGCUUCAGCAUCAGCUCCCACCUGAUCAGGCACCAAAGGAUCCACACUGGGGAGAGGCCCUACAAGUGUUCCAAGUGUGGGAAGGCGUUUCAGAGCAGGUCCCAUCUCAUCGAGCACUAUCAGACUCACACAGAGGAGAGGCCCUUCCAAUGCCCUGAGUGUGGGAAGGGAUACAAGAAGAACUCCACCCUCAUCAUUCACCGGCGCAUCCACACAGGGGAGAGGCCCUACGAGUGUGAUAAAUGCAGGAAGAGGUUUCAGACCAGCUCUCAUCUCCUCCUGCACUAUCGGAUUCACUCAGAGGAGAGGCCGUUCUGCUGCCCCGACUGUGGGAAGGGAUUCAAGUACCACUCCAUCCUCGUCACCCACCGGCGCAUCCACACUGGGGAGAGGCCCUACGAGUGUCCCCAGUGUGGGAAGAGCUUCUCCAGGAGCUCUCACUUGACCCAACACCAGCGGAGGCACCGGUGAGGGAAGCCCUGCGAGUGCCCCGAGUGCGGGCAGAGCUUCGUGCGCUGCUCCAGCUCCAUCCCCCACCGGAGGAGGCACUUUGUGCACAGCCCUGG